Molecule: messenger RNA, 792 nt
Organism: Botrytis sinoallii
Lineage: Eukaryota; Fungi; Ascomycota; Leotiomycetes; Helotiales; Sclerotiniaceae
Exons: 2
Coding region: 1-792 (263 amino acids)
Source: RefSeq, a predicted model, not a curated record
AUGUCUCUUUCAAGCUUUCGAGAUGUUCCCGAAAUACUUGGUUUUCACUGUGGAGCUCUUAGUUCUGCUAUCUUGCAGAGAUCAGAAGACAGAAUGCUACAAAUUCUAGCCAACUUCCCGGAUAGUGCAUAUGAGCGGAAUACCAUGGGUCAGACUCCACUACAUCUAUCUUCUGAUUGGCCAAUUGGAAUAUCUCAUCUCUUGCGUAUAGGCGGUCACAGUUUCGUCAACAAACAAGACUGCAUGGGAUAUAUUCCUGUCGCUUAUGCUUUGUACUCAAAGUGUUUGCCAGCUGUCCAAUUACUCCUAAAUGCCGACAGCCCGCUACAUUCUUUCCGCGCAGUUACGAACAAUGAUACAUUGAAAGAUAUUUUAUUUUUUCGUGCCGAGGACGUUUUCCUUGACGCAUUGCGCUCGAGCUUAAAGGAAGUUAUAAGUUGCAUGAUAAAUUCUCUCGUUGAUCGCAGAAAUCGACUCUGCCAAUCAGCCUUUCAGAGCUUGCAAACCUCAAAAGCGGAUAGACUUCCAAUCUCAGGUGAUCAAGUAUUGGAUCUUCACGCAAGCUCUACCUGCGCUCUUCUGAAGGUAUUUGGAGUUGAUAUACCUCCAGCUUUACAGGUCCCCGAGGAAUACGAGUUAACAUAUCAUUUACUAUUCGUGUACGAUAUAUACCUCCGAGAAUAUGCAAUGCCAAGAGUUGAGAUAGCAGAAAUGUUUUACAACGCUGGAUUUCGUGAGAUAGAAGAGUACCAUUGUUUUGAUUCCAAGAGAACCUUGUUGAUGUUAACAUGA